AUGGGUCUUGUCGGAACCCUCGCACCAGAAAUCGGAAAUCUUUCUUUCCUUGUCUCUUUAAAUGCGAGCGAAAACUCUUUUCAUGGCCCCAUUCCCCCAUCCAUCUUCAACAUGUCAUUUCUAGAAGUUUUGGAAGUAAGGAAUAAUAGUUUGUCGAGUAGUUUACCUCUUGAUAUGUGCAUACACAAUCUGCAUAGACUCAAGAGGCUUCGUUUGUCUUACAACGAGAUGUAUGGGGAAAUACCAUCGAGUUUGGAGAAGUGUUCACAGCUUGAGUAUCUUUCUUUGGUAAACAACACUUUCAGUGGAUUUGUGCCGAGAGAAAUUGGGAACUUGACGAAGCUUCAAAUAUUGUACCUUGGUGUAAAUAAGUUGACUGACGACGCGGGAAUGCUGGGCGCGGCAUGGCUAGGCUACUUCUGGCUUGCCACGGAGGCUCCGAGGCGAGGCGACGACGAUCGGAGGAGACGGAAACGGAGGCAAUCAGAGGAGGCGGUGGCGACGGCUACCGGCAUAGACCGGCCGGAGACCAGAGAGUAA
Molecule: messenger RNA, 540 nt
Organism: Salvia miltiorrhiza (redroot sage)
Lineage: Eukaryota; Viridiplantae; Streptophyta; Magnoliopsida; Lamiales; Lamiaceae
Product: receptor-like protein 35
Exons: 2
Coding region: 1-540 (179 amino acids)
Molecular function (GO): protein binding
Source: RefSeq, a predicted model, not a curated record